CGGCGCGGCCCACGUGACAGGAAGAGGCGUGUGCGGCGGCGCCGGAAGCGCAGUGCAGCGGGAGCCCCGCGCCGGUGGCCGCGGAGCCCGACGGCUGGCGCAGGCGCAGCCAUGGUGUCCGCUAAGCAGCUGGCCGACGUCGGCUACAAGGCCUUCUCCGGAUCCAUGAUGCUCCUGACGCUCUACGGCGGGUACCUGUGCGGCGUCCGCGCCUACCGCCUGCUCGAGCGCCGCCGCGCCCGCCAGGCCGCGCCCGCCGCCGCCGCCGCCGAUGAGUGAGGGCGGCCCCGGGCCCCGCCGAGGACCCGGGGCGGCCCCGGGCCCCACCGACGACCUGGGGAGACCCCGGGCCCGCCGGGCCCUACCGGCAACCCGGGGCGGCCCCGGGCCCCACCGACGAUCCAGAGAGACCCCGGGCCCCACCGGCAACCUGGGGUGGCCCCAGAUCCCCACCGCCGACCCGGACCUGCAGGGCCCCACCACUGACCCGGGACAGCCCCAGACCCCACCGACGACCAGGGCGGCAGCCCCGACUGAGCCACUCCAAGCAGCCCGGGAAGGAUCUGUGGUGCCCGGUGUUCCUGGAACGGGGCCGGGAUGAAACAGAGACCAAUAAAGCAAAGUAGUCUGGCAAAA
Molecule: messenger RNA, 636 nt
Organism: Rhea pennata
Lineage: Eukaryota; Metazoa; Chordata; Aves; Rheiformes; Rheidae
Product: cytochrome c oxidase assembly protein COX14
Exons: 2
Coding region: 112-279 (55 amino acids)
Biological process (GO): mitochondrial respiratory chain complex IV assembly
Cellular component (GO): mitochondrion
Source: RefSeq, a predicted model, not a curated record